AUGGCGCCCAGCAUCCGGCAUUGCCGCCAUGUCAUCCUGCGCACCGACGCCGGCUGGGACGGCAUCGGCUACACAUCCUACUUUGACACGAAGGACGGGGAGUGGCAGACCGUGGACGUGCCCUUCUCCAGCUUCGACCCCGUUUUCAGGGCGCGCACGGUGCGUGGGCCGGAUGCCAAGCCGCUCGACCCCUCAACCGUCUACAGCCUCCAAAUCAUGCUCUCCAAAUUCGAGGUCGACGGCAGGCUCAACCCCUCGUUCAAGGCGGGCCCCUUCCAGCUCCCCAUCACGGAGGUCACCGGUUACCUGGCAUCACCGGUGACGCCGCGUCUCGUCCAUGUCAGCAGCGCGGGCGUCACCCGCCCCAACCGUCCAGGCAUCAACGUCGACGUGGAGCCGCCCGCUGUUAAGCUCAAUGAUGCCCUGGGCGGCCUGCUGACCUGGAAGCUGGCGGGAGAGGACGCCAUACGCGAGAGCGGGGUGCCGGCCGUGGUGGUGCGGCCGUGCGCGCUGACGGAGGAGGCGGGGCGGAUGCCGUUGGAGAUUGAUCAGGGUGACGUCAUCAAGGGCAAGAUCAGCCGCGCAGACGUGUCUGAGCUGGUGGUCGCGCUGCUCGACUCGCCUGCAGCUGUCGGCACCACGUUCGAAAUCAAGUCGACGGUGCCCUUCAGCCAGCCCUGGGGGGAGGAGGACGCCGCGCAGCAGCCGCCCCGCGACUGGCAGUCCACCAUCCAGGGCGCCGGCCUCGUCCCGGGGGUCACGGGCAAGACCGUCGGCGGCGUGUACUCGGGCAAGCGUCCGGAGGCCGAGGUCGCGGCAGAGGCCGGGGCCAAGCAGCCCGCGGCAGCGGCGGCGCCGCAGUGA
Messenger RNA from Monoraphidium neglectum, 864 nucleotides. RefSeq lists its product as hypothetical. Lineage: Eukaryota; Viridiplantae; Chlorophyta; Chlorophyceae; Sphaeropleales; Selenastraceae. The coding region runs from base 1 to 864 and encodes 287 amino acids. The record is from RefSeq and is a predicted model, not a curated record. The transcript has 7 exons.